UCAAAUAGACCAAACUCUCUCUUCUCUCGCUAGACAAGUUAGGCUUCAAUAAGGUCAAAUCAUGGCGUUAAAGAAGUCUAACAAAGUGGCCGGGUCUCAAGCAGCAUAUCUAAAGAAAAUCUUGAAGAGAUGCUCAAGUCUUGGAAAGAAGAAUCAAAGUAACUGCUACUUCAACGACGUGCCAAAGGGUCACUUCCCGGUCUACGUUGGUCAGCAACGUAGUCGCUACGUGGUCCCAAUCUCAUGGCUAGAUCAUCCUGAGUUUCAGACACUCCUCCAACUGGCUGAGGAAGAGUUUGGAUUCGAGCACGACAUGGGUCUCACUAUCCCCUGUGAUGAAGUUGUCUUUCAAUCACUCAUCUCCAUGUUCAGAUAGAACUCGAGAUUAUGAUCCUCUUUAAGAUUCUCAAGGGUUUGAUCACAUUGCCACACUCAAGACUCGAAGAUUAAAACAUUAAACUUAUUACUAAGAAACUCUAGAAACAAGAAAUAAGGAAUAUAUAACUAUAUCUUUAGUUUUUCUUCUUUGCUAAGAAGACAGAAUCAAAUGGCGGGCAUUGCGUCAAGCAUCGACUCAAGAUUUGUGGCUAUAUUAAGACAUCUAACAGUUUUUUAUAUAACCACUCUCUUGGGAUUUAUUUUUAUUUUUAUUUUUUUUAACAACUGAAAUUUAUUUAUUACUUAGAUUGUAACCAAAUUACAUAAAUACAUAUACACCAGAGAAACAACAAAUAAAUAACUAAAAUGAUGAAAGAGCUUCCUGCGAA
Molecule: messenger RNA, 767 nt
Organism: Brassica oleracea var. oleracea
Lineage: Eukaryota; Viridiplantae; Streptophyta; Magnoliopsida; Brassicales; Brassicaceae
Product: auxin-induced protein 15A-like
Exons: 1
Coding region: 62-376 (104 amino acids)
Biological process (GO): response to auxin
Source: RefSeq, a predicted model, not a curated record